Messenger RNA from Prorocentrum cordatum, 1450 nucleotides. NCBI's taxonomy places the organism in Eukaryota, Dinophyceae, Prorocentrales, Prorocentraceae. The record is from the annotation of a GenBank genome assembly.
CAGUUCGAGCGGUCCCUCAGCACAAAGCGCACCAUCGCGGCUGACAGUCUCCAGGCGCUCAGCCAGCUGCAGUUCGCGGAGGGCCCGCUGUGGAUAUUGGCGGUGAUCGAGGCGCAACUGGCGUCGCCCCCUAAGUGGGCGACGCCAGGCGGCGAGAGCACGCUCUUGAACGCAUCUGACUACAAGUCCAUGCCCCCUGGCGGCGAGAACAGGAGCAAGGCCGUGCGAGCGGCCAACGCCAUGCAUGCGCGCAGGCAGUUCACGACGGCCUGCACGCACACCAGCGAGCUCGUCAGGCUUAAGCACUUGUCGCAGCUCGACAUCCGCCUGGUCAUGAUGGCGUCGGGCAAGACGUGCGAAGGGCGCAAACAGUAUACCUCCAUGGUCGACGUGGUGGCCGACUUCUGGGAGGCCAUGAACGCCGACGAGCUGCAUGUGCGCAACGUGCCGUUGCUGCGGCUCGACAACGAGACAGGCGUCGGCGACGAUGAGGUCGAUACCCGUGCGCCGAAGAAGGCCAAGCUUGCGCCCCCCAGCAAGGCUUUGGGGAUGGCGCCCGUGUCAUUAUCUGGCUGUGGCGACGUCGACCCGCUGACUUUUCAGGCCAAGGGUUUCGAGGUUUGCGCAACCAUCGCCGCCGUCGACAAGCGUAGAGAUACGGAGGUGACCAGCUACGUGAUCACCGCCAUCGAUGAUCAGACGGUCCACGUACGUGGUUCGUCUGGUGAUGUCAUCAUGCUGAAGAUUAGCGAGGUCCUCGACGGCUACACUGUGGUCGUGAAAAGCGAACCCAAGGUUGUCGAUUGCGCGCAGCUCGACAAGUUUCGGCGUGGGAAUAAGGGUGCGGCGACCGAGGACGCGAGGGCGCGCCUGCGUGUCGCACUCACCGCCAUCGAAGACGUCAAGAUCUUCGGCGGGGGAAAGUUGGAUAAUAGCAGGGUGAACUUGAUUGCGAAGACCUCUUUCAGGAUCGGCGAGCUGCAGAUCGUUGCAGCGUAUGACAGGACCAGCGUCGACAAGAGCAACCCGCCCGGCAUGCGAAUCUCCGUUGGCGGAGGCUUCGUUGCAUCCGUCGUGCUACCGUCCGUGCUUGAACUGGACGGCGCCACGUACGCGGCCACGCUUAGGAAACAGCGUGACCGCCUCGACGAGGAAAAGUUCUCGUCGACCCAAUUCUGGUAUGUACAGCUGGUCCACGAGGGAGCCCACAACGUCGAGCUUCGCUCGACUGAAAUUUCAAUCAUGGGCAAGGCAGUGAGCUCCCCUACGUGGGCCAACGUGAAGGACAUCAAAGAGGGCCAGCUCAUUCUGGGUCCGCUCCAGGACAGUGGCGACGGCGCGGGUGGCGCAGUCGGCAGCGGCGACGGCGCCGCCAACCGCGACAAAGGCGGCAAGGGCAGCAAGGGUGGCAGCAAGGGCGGCAGGGGCGGCAAGGGCGGCAAGGCCCCUG